Messenger RNA from Scomber scombrus (Atlantic mackerel), 1982 nucleotides. It is a transcript of the gene pomk, whose product is annotated as protein O-mannose kinase. The transcript is spliced from 3 exons. Gene Ontology annotation, cellular component: endoplasmic reticulum membrane. The coding region runs from base 101 to 1186 and encodes 361 amino acids. Gene Ontology annotation, biological process: carbohydrate phosphorylation; protein phosphorylation; protein O-linked glycosylation. NCBI's taxonomy places the organism in Eukaryota, Metazoa, Chordata, Actinopteri, Scombriformes, Scombridae. Gene Ontology annotation, molecular function: carbohydrate kinase activity; ATP binding; protein kinase activity. The record is from RefSeq and is a predicted model, not a curated record.
AGCAGAAGAAGACGAAGACGAAGACGAAGAAGACGACAACGACGACAACAGCUAGGCACUUGAAUGGACCAAUUUGCUAUCAUAUCAGUGUGCCGUGUGAAUGAUUACACUAUGUGAAACAACGUGGUGUCAGAUGCAGAGCACCAUGGGUCGGAGCAGUAGCAGCACCAUCUCCUACAGUGUUCCAGUGGUGGUGUUAUGCCUUGCUGCUUUACUCCUCAGCAACAUAUUGCUCUACCUGUACCUGGACUCUGUGUAUCAGACUAAUGAACAGCUGCUGGCCUCUUAUAUAGGCUGUACACCUCAAAACUUUAAAAUGACGACCAUGAAAAAUUGCACCCCCUGGCUUCGAUGUUCACAGAUAGAUGCCGAAGUACACAAGUUGAGGCUCAUCGGCCAGGGAGCAGUUAAGAAGGUCUAUCUGGCAGAGUGGAGGGGUCAGAAGGUGGCUUUGUCCAAACUAUCUUCUCUGGAUUACGUGGAGGAUUUUCUCCACGGGCUGUCCAUGUUACAGACCCUGCAGGGUCCUCAGGUUGUACAAUUGGUGGGGUUUUGCCUUGAAGACCAUGCCUUGGUCACGGAGUACCACCCACUUGGCUCAUUGCUUAAUUUGGAUGGUGUUCUCGCACAAGAGCAUCAACAACGAUACAACACAUGGCAGAACCGACUGAUGCUGGCUAUAGAUUAUGUCUCUAUCCUCCACUACCUCCAUAACAGCCCAGCUGGGCGACGGGUCAUGUGUGAUUCCAACAGCCUGGAGAAAAUUCUCUCUCAGUAUCUGCUGACAAGUGACUUUCACCUAGUAGUGAACGAUCUGGACGCAUUGCCUGAGGUGGACCCAUCCAGAGGCUUGUUUGUGAAAUGUGGCCACCGGGAGCUCACUGGGGACUUUGUGGCCCCAGAGCAGUUGUGGCCUUUAAGAAAUAAAGGGAAGCCUUUUUCAGAUGAUCUCAUGACUGAGUAUGAUGAGAGAACAGACAUCUGGAAAAUUCCAGACGUGACACAGUUCCUGAUGGGAAGGGUACCUGGAGGGGAUUUAGUCCACUUCCAUCUUUUUCAGAUUCACAAGGAGUGUAAGAAGGAAGACCCCAAGUUCCGCCCUUCGGCUCUGGAUGUUUUGAAAGUGUACAAGGUAGUUUAUAACAGCAUGGUGCGAGACAAUGCUGGGUUUAGAGAAAUGCUCUAGAAUAAUAACUCAUUUAAAAAGACCAUGAAAUUACAUUAAAAACUGCAGUUAUACAGGUCUGUAGAGUACUAUAGUGUGUAUAGUAGUAUGCAUUAAGUGAUUAUUCAUGCUGUCCAGGUACCUUGCUAAUUUAAACCCACACAGUUUGACCAGACGUAACUUCCCCAACUCAUGUCUGGCUGACUUCAGACACACUGAAAGGCUUACCUUUCUAGAACUGUAUUCAGUAUCACUGUUGUUGCCUUUGGGGAUGCAUUCAGUGAGAAAAUGAUUUUUCCAUUAUUUAGGUAAAUGGGUGAUCUUAUUGUCAAAAGCACACAAAAUGAUGUUUUAAGAGCAGAAACAAUGAAAAGCACACAUAUAUAAGGGUUUUGUGUGCCUUUCUUUUAUUGUUAUUAUUUUAUUAUUUUACUUGUGUAUUUUGGGCUGUUUUCAAUGUGGAAAUGCUAAUUUAACCAAUAUUGACAUAGAAGGUUGAUCUUAUUGUAAAAACGAGACAAAAUGCUGUUGUAAGAACAUAAACGGGGGGAAAAAAGACAUGAACAUUCCUGGGUUUUUUGUCUUUCUUUUUGGAAUUACUAUUGUUGUUUAUUUUGAGCUGCAUUCAGUGAGAAAAUGCUAUUUUUGUCAUCAUCAUGAGGUAUAUAGACAAAAUUAAGGUCAGAAUUUUGCAAAAGGCUUGGUUUUAUGUCUUUUUUUUCAGAAAUACUGUCAGUAUUUUGGGCUGCAUUCAUUGACAAUCUUUGAAAACCACACAAAAGGCUGCUUUAAGAACAGAAACAGUAAAAACAGCUAU